AUGUGGCCCCCGGACCCGGAGCCCGAGCCGGAGCCCGAGCCCGCGGGCCGCUCGGCGCCGGGCGGGGGGGUCCCGGGGCUGCGCGCCCUGCUGCCCGCGCGCGCCUUCCUCUGCUCCCCCAAAGGCCGCCUCCUGCUGGCCGAGUCGGGCCUCUCCUUCAUCACCUUUGUCUGCUAUGUGGCGUCCUCAGCAUCCGCCUUCCUCACCGCGCCCCUCCUGGAGUUCCUGCUGGCCCUCUUCUUCCUCUUUGCGGAUGCCAUGCAGCUGAAUGACAAGUGGCAGGGCUUGUGCUGGCCCAUGAUGGACUUCCUGCGCUGUGUCACAGCGGCCCUCAUCUACUUUGCCAUCUCCAUCACAGCUGUCGCCAAAUACUCGGAUGGAGCUUCCAAGGCAGCCGGGGUGUUUGGCUUCUUUGCUACCAUCGUGUUUGCCAUUGACUUCUACCUGAUCUUCAAUGACGUGGCCAAAUUCCUCAAGCAAGGGGGCUCUGCAGAGGAGCCCACAGCCAACAAGGAGGAAGAAGAGGAUUCCGACUCUGACUCCGACUGA
Pipistrellus nathusii (Nathusius's pipistrelle) is the source of this 549-nucleotide messenger RNA. NCBI's taxonomy places the organism in Eukaryota, Metazoa, Chordata, Mammalia, Chiroptera, Vespertilionidae. The record is from the annotation of a GenBank genome assembly.